Messenger RNA from Phyllotreta striolata, 1175 nucleotides. The record is from the annotation of a GenBank genome assembly. NCBI's taxonomy places the organism in Eukaryota, Metazoa, Arthropoda, Insecta, Coleoptera, Chrysomelidae.
AUGCUCUACGAUUGCUCUACGUGUACUCUGCAGUGCUCUACUCUACUCGCCCUGGAAGGGGCGCAAGCUGAACAUUUUGUUAUCUGCAAACUCGACGGUAGCGGUGAUCAUUCCACCACCGAUUAUCCAUCGAGAGACGUGGAGGACGACGUCAGUUCGGUGAGCAGUUUCAGCUCGACCAGUCGGGCUUCUCCGCUGCCCUACGGGGAGACGCUGCUCCACUUCCCGGGGGACUCGGGCGGCUCCGUCUGACAACGAGAAUUCUGCUAAAUAGAACGAACACGAUGGGCCGUUUAACUUUUAGGAAUUUGAAUAAAGCUUGUAACUUUUGGGAGAAACUAACAGUUACUCCUAAGUAACUACUUUUUUUUGUUGUUUGGGAUCCAAUUGCUUGAAUGGAAGCAAAUCCAAGCGGGUCGAAAAUGAAAUUUCUAAAUUUCUUAACCGUUUGAGUAGAAGACUCGCUACUUUGUGAGUGAGUUUUCGAAAUUUCCCAACUUUAUUUGUAAAUGUUAAACGUAAAACUAAAUUUCUAUCUAGUCGUUAAUGUGGUUAUACUUUUCAUAAUUAAAAAAUGGUAACUCAAAUUCCAAACGUUAGACUGUCCAUCCUGUAGAAAAUUGAAGAAUCUGAGAGGUACUCCACCGCGCGGGCUCGAUUCGCCAGUAUUUUUGUACGAUUUUUAUAAACUAUAAUAGGAUGUACGAUCUGUUUUAAAAAGAACAAAAAAAAUGUAUUUUAAGUUGGAUUUUAUGUUGUUAAACGAAUCGUAGCGACAGUUAUGUGAUGUUAUUUUUUCCUUGAAAUUAUAUGUGAUACAGUUUAUUACCUUUUUUUUUCUAAUUAUAUUUUUCUAUAGGGGUAUAACAAUUAAACGAAUUUGUAUGAACGUUUGUUUUAAUCCAAUCCAAAUAGGAGGAAGAGAAAUGUUGAUGCAAAAAAUAGUAAGGUAGACUGGGGUAAAUGUAAUAUUUUUUACCUAUUAUGUUAUGUUUUUAUUAUUUUUAUAGUUCUUUUGUGUAUUAGACAGGGUUUGUUUCUUAUUUUUUCUUUAUUAUUUUGUAGCUCUGUUAUUUUUUGAAAUAAAUAAAUAAACAGCAUAUCAAAUUUUAGAGGAAACAAAUAUGUAUUUACAAUUGUCCCAUAUGUUUUUCUAUAUAAUUGUAUUGUCUCUU